CUGAAUGUGUAAGGUAAGCAACCCGUAAAGCAAAAUUUGUCCAAGUAGAGACGUAGUGGCAAUGGUUCGGUUUAGUUCCCCGUUCGUCCAUUGUGUUACCUCGUGUUUCACUGCAUUAGCUAAUGAGUUACUGCUGUUAGUUUCGAUGCCAGCCAGUUUUUUUUUUUCUUAUGGCCAUUUGAGUAAAUAUGUUUGGGCAUGAAUACAUUCUAGAUAAAGACUAUACUAUCGUGUUGUGCAGAUGUCUCUACCUGAUCCGUCCUCCACAAGCUUCAAACUCUCUGAUGCUUCUAAGGGAGGAAAUACUAAAAAGUCUGAAGAUGACUCUGAUGAUAAAAGUUCUGAAUUAGAGCGUAAUGAUCCUGAGAGAUGUUUAAGAGAAAAGGUAUUGAAGGAGGUAGGACUCACCAGCACUGCCUUUAUCGGUCCUGCAUUUCCUCCACAAGCGAUCUCUACCAAGCCUGACAUUGAAGACUCAUUGAGUAUGUUUUACAAAGAGCUUGAGAAGAUUGAUACACCAGAUCAGUCUCAUCGGAUUAGUGAUAAUCAAGACAAAGGAGAUGUUCAGCCUAACCUCAACCUGCCUGAAAUACCUACCAGCAAACACUCUCAGGAUAUACCUGAUGGGAAAAUGUUCCCCACCUCAAGUUUUAUGGGAGUAAACAGUUACCAGAGCAACAGUGGACGAACUAAGUCCACCUGGGAUCAUUGGUAUCAAAGUGAGCCAUACCAGCUCAAAAGGCCAACUGAAAGGCCAAUGGGUAACCAGUGGGAUUAUCCUCUACCACCUAACAGGCCACCUGAUCUUAGAUUUCACAGGCCACCUUUCCCUCACCAUUCACACCAGUCUGCAUACUCAGAUCCACAAAACACAUCAGCUCCCAUCCAAGUCAACCAAAACAGCUCAAGAAUGAUGAACCAUCAUCACAAGGAUUUUUAUCCUCCACCAUUUUCUAGUCGUCCACCUCCAAACGUGUUCAUCCGUCCUCCUGCACAGGGCCGACAUGAAAACCCUCCUCAGAACUUUGGGUGGAAUGAUCAGAGUUUUUAUGACACGGAUCUGAAUGACGUACCUGUUAGGUGGUCUGGGGAACGAAGAGAAGAAUGGCAGUGGUGUGAUGACGAUUACGACAGGCCUCCGAGGUUUAUGUCAGAAAAUGAGCCAUGGGAACAACAGCAUAACUACCGACCCUACGAAGAGAGAAAUGAGUAUCAGUCCGAUUUGGUGCUGAUCUUGAUGAGAGGAUUACCAGGAUCUGGGAAAACCACACUAGCCAGAGAACUGCUCUCCUCUGGCCCAAGUGGAAUAAUUCUCAGCACGGACGAUUACUUUGCUCAAAAAGAAGGUUACCACUAUGAUCCAGGCCUUCUAGGGGCGGCACAUGAAUGGAACCAAAGCAGAGCUAAGGAUGCCAUGCAUGAUGGUUGCUCUCCUAUUAUUAUUGACAACACAAACCUCCAAGCCUGGGAGAUGAAACCAUAUGUCAAAAUGGCCUUGGAGAGAGGAUACAAAGUGGACUUUUAUGAACCUGACACCAGCUGGAAAUUUGAUCCUUGUGAAUUGGAGAAGAGGAACAACCACGGCGUUCCUCAGGACAAGAUUGCUCAGAUGAUGGAUCGCUUUUCGUUUCCCAUCUCCAUAGACAUUGUCAUGAAUUCGCAGGAACCAGCUCACGUCAACCAGAGACGUCGACCAGAGCAGCAGCAAAUUAGGAAUAAAAUGCAUUUUUGUUAGUUUUUCCAAGAGAAAAAAACUUUAAUUUUACCGAAAGAAUAAGACUUGUGCUCAUGUAAAUGUCACUUUUGGUAAUUUAUAGUUUUAAAUUUAUUACUUUGUUUAUUGUAAAUUUAUAAUGAAGAAAAAUGAAUCUAUAUUUUUAAAGGUGUUUUUUUUUUUUUUUAAAUCUAAUUUCUGCAAGGGGAAAACAGAUUUGUAUAUAUUUUCCGUCAAAUAUUUCAUAUGCAAUUUUUAUUUUUUCAAUGUGCAGCUAUGUUUUAAAAAGAUUCCUAUUUGUCUUGCACCGUUUUCAUUCUUAUUAGACCAAACUAGUGCAGUUUUCUGACUUUAAUAAAUUCUCAGACAUAACA
Molecule: messenger RNA, 2088 nt
Organism: Gambusia affinis (western mosquitofish)
Lineage: Eukaryota; Metazoa; Chordata; Actinopteri; Cyprinodontiformes; Poeciliidae
Gene: n4bp2l2
Product: NEDD4 binding protein 2-like 2
Exons: 6
Coding region: 242-1735 (497 amino acids)
Biological process (GO): negative regulation of transcription by RNA polymerase II
Cellular component (GO): nucleus
Molecular function (GO): transcription corepressor activity
Source: RefSeq, a predicted model, not a curated record